ACAUCUGCCGUGACACAGUAACCAGCACUACCAUCCUCACCUGAAGUUAACAUUGUCAGCGUCUUCUGUCAUCACAACAACCAAGAUGAGACCUUCCAUGACCGUAGUGAUGGUGGUGAUGGCGAUGAUGGUAGCGAAUGUAUUUUGUCAAGAGGAUAACCUGGUAUGUACCGAACAGGAGGAAACUGACCUUAGGGCUCUUCUCAGGAAAGGCACAGAGGAACUCUAUCUUCCGCUCCUGGAGGAAACAGCAUCUGGGAUUCGAACCUUGUUGAGUAACCAGAAUACCGUAAGGUUCCAUCUCGACUGCGUUAUCCACAGCAAAGAGUGUACUCGUAUCGGCAAGUCUCUACAACACCUGAUAACAGACAACGCCGGUGGAGAACUCUGCUACACCUGCCAGCCUUGCCAGAAGCGUCGUAUCCAACAUAUCCUGAAGGACCUCCGCUGCAACUACAAGCCUGAGUCUGACGAGCUUGAACAGUACGUCCUGAGCGAGAGGCAAAUCAACAUAUAUGACUUCUUCCAGCUUAAGACUAUCACAUGUUAAGAUAAUUAUACUGAGUUACCAAUCACCCAAAUAUGUAGCUUUGUCUGGUAACUCAAAUCUUAUGCAGUGAUGAGUGGCUGUCUUUAGAGGGAGUGACAUGAGUGGCAGUGUUAUAGAUGGAGUGACAGCCUUGAGUAACGUUGUCACUCAUUAUCUCUCUCUCUUUCUCUCUUAGCCAGUUAUGUUGAGUUAUAUUACAGUCACGAAUAAAGAUUAUAAUCAUUA
This is a messenger RNA of Homarus americanus (American lobster), 775 nucleotides long. RefSeq lists its product as uncharacterized. NCBI's taxonomy places the organism in Eukaryota, Metazoa, Arthropoda, Malacostraca, Decapoda, Nephropidae. The transcript is spliced from 3 exons. The record is from RefSeq and is a predicted model, not a curated record. Bases 86 to 550 code for a protein of 154 amino acids.